GGGUUCAAUAGCAUCUCAAGGCGCUUCAGAACUUAAAGUUGAACCAUGUCUGCUCAGGCUGAGGAAACUGCACCAGAAGCAGCAGCACCAGUACAACCAUCACAACCAGCGGCCAAAAAGAAGGGACCCGCCAGUAAAGCAAAGCCUGCCUCUGCAGAAAAAAAGAACAAAAAGAAGAAAGGGAAAGGGCCCGGAAAGUACAGCCAGCUGGUGAUCAAUGCUAUCCAAACGCUGGGAGAGAGAAACGGCUCGUCUCUUUUUAAGAUCUACAACGAGGCGAAGAAAGUGAACUGGUUUGACCAGCAGCACGGGCGCGUGUACCUCCGCUACUCCAUCCGCGCGCUGCUGCAGAACGACACGCUCGUGCAGGUGAAGGGUCUGGGCGCCAACGGCUCCUUCAAGCUCAACAAAAAGAAGUUCAUCCCCAGAACCAAGAAGAGCUCUGUAAAGCCGAGAAAGACUGCGAAACCGACCAAAAAGCCAGCCAAAAAAGCAGCGAAGAAGAAGAAAAGGGUCAGCGGCGUGAAGAAGGCGACUCCCCCCCCAGAGAAAACCUCCAAACCCAAGAAAGCGGAUAAAAGUCCAGCCGUCUCUGCCAAGAAGGCGAGCAAGCCCAAGAAAGCUAAACAGACAAAAAAGACUGCUAAGAAGACUUAAAACGUUUAUAUUCUGCAUGCUUUGUGCAUUAAGCAUUGCACUGCGGGUAAACUGCACGCUUUCUGAUCGCAGUUCAUUAAGUAGGAUAUGCACAGUGUUUAACCAAGUGUGCAAGUCACUCUGGUCUCAAUGUUUUACUGAUGUAACCACAUGUAAAUAACUGUACAAAGAAGGAAACAAUCACUUUUGUAACGUCUGCUUUGUUAUUAUUUCUUUUCUACUAGUUAGCUAAAAUAACUGCUUAUGGCUUCUUUUAAAAUAAAAUGAUAAAAGAAAAAA
This is a messenger RNA of Ictalurus punctatus (channel catfish), 936 nucleotides long. RefSeq names its product nonspecific cytotoxic cell cationic anti-microbial protein-1 (gene h1-10). NCBI's taxonomy places the organism in Eukaryota, Metazoa, Chordata, Actinopteri, Siluriformes, Ictaluridae. Gene Ontology annotation, biological process: nucleosome assembly. Gene Ontology annotation, molecular function: structural constituent of chromatin; DNA binding. The record is from RefSeq and is marked provisional. Gene Ontology annotation, cellular component: nucleosome.